This is a messenger RNA of Symbiodinium sp. CCMP2592, 3033 nucleotides long. Lineage: Eukaryota; Dinophyceae; Suessiales; Symbiodiniaceae. The record is from the annotation of a GenBank genome assembly.
AUGGACAAGGACUUGGGCAACAGCUUGUCUCAUCCCAUGCAGGUUGAGAUGGGCUUCAGCCGCUUCCGCGAUCUGGUUCGUUCGCAUGCGAUGUGGCAGUCAGGCUUUCGCGGCGUGGUGGCCGGAGAGGUCAACUCUGCAGAGGUCAUCGGAGACGUUGGGAGCUGCUUCUUGACGCUGUUCGAGCGCGCAGACAGAAUCGGGUGGCACACCCGCUUGGGUGUCGGUCGAUACACGGCAUGCUCUCUGCGGAUGAGCGGCGUCCCCCCCGUCCGACCAGGCGCGCUGCUUGUCGAGUCAGAGGCGUCGCCAGCGAGGCCGGCAGAUGGUGCUGUGCACUUCCGUUUUCCUGCGUCCUAUGCUCUUCACCCGGUUCUCGUCGCGCGAGGCUUCAUGACAUUCCGCUUCUUUGAGCUGAGCUUCCGGGUGACGCGGCCACAUAGUGGCGCAGAGAAUGUCACGAAGCUGCACUUCGAUGCGCAGGAAGCCGGCACACUGCUCUCGGCAAUGUUGUCGCGCCAGGAAGGUGAUCGCUCCUGGCUAAAGUUGGAGAUGCGUGCUUUUCCCGCCAUGGGCAUCACCGUUUGUGAAGGCGCCGUCUAUGGAACCGAGCAGAGUGCUUUGCUCCGCAUCUCCCUCACACCGGACCUCCGACUGCGUGCCAGCGCGGGCGGAUCGAUGGUGCUGGACUGUGCUGUGGAAUCUUCGGCAGUGAGCAUGCAGCGUGUGAUGCUCUCUGCCCAAAGUACCUCGGUUGUUGAAAACAUGACGUAUCGUCUGUUCGGCCCUCGCGGACCAUAUCGCCCUCCUCAUGUGAGACACGGGCCUUCCGGCAGCGUCGAUGGCGAGAUCCCAAGACUGAUUCACCAGGUGUGGCUCGGGCCAAAAGCCCCCAGCCUUCUGAUCAGCACCUGGCAGGCCUAUCCCCUCUUUGCAUCUGAAAGCUGGGCCCAUCGUCUAUGGCAAAGCGACGAAGAGGUCUUGCAGGCCUUGGCCGAGCUCCAGGACGACUUGCUCAAGGAUUGGCGGCAACUCUACGACGAGGAGCCGACCUUGGCAGGUCGCUCAGACCUGAUUCGCUUCGCUUUGCUCUACGCAUAUGGCGGAGUCUACAUCGAUGCAGACUCUUUCUGGUUGGGUCCUCCAAGCAGUCUCGAGAUCCUGUUGGCCAACGCCAGCUUCGCGGCUGCCUGGGAAAAUCAGGGGAAGCUCUAUGUGGCCGCAGGAGUCAUGGCCAGCGUUCAGCACGGUUUUGUGGUUCAAGAAGUCUUGGAGAUGCAGAUCCAGAGAUUCCAGCACUGCCGACUCGACUGGGGUCGCGGGCCAUGGGAUGCUCUGGCUGCCGGCGCGUUGACGUACCUUGUGACUGCUGGCCAUUUCCUCACGGACAGCCCCGAGGUGAAGGUGCUGGAUUCGGAUGUGUUCUACCCGCUACGCCACAGCACCGAUCCGUGGCAACAGCUCGGUGGCUUCCUCCCGAAGCUGGCAAAGCAUGGCGCUGUUUCCAUCGACCUUGGCUUGACGAGCAAUCGGUAUCCGGAUGGAGCGUUUGCCUUUGGGUCACUGCCGGACACGGAUGCCACACCACAUGCUCUUCUGGAGGGCUUGCUAGCUGAUGCGGAAGGGCAGCCUCAGUUGAGGCUGCCAACGUUCCCACGAAAGCAUGUCCUGCAACAGACGACGACAGGCCCCCAGCAGCUGAUGGUCGUUGCGCACGCCGAUGAUGAGGUGCUUUUUGGAAGCGCGCUGCUUUCGGAAGGCCCCUCGUGGAUGGUGGUCGUUGUCACGAUGCCGACAGAGGGCUAUGACGACAGAGAGAACGAGCUGUUACAAGCGCUGGCAGAGUUUCCACAAGUGGAAGAAGUCCGCCUCCUCGGGUUCCCGGAGUGCUCGAAGUGCACUCCGCUGCAUCCUGCCUUCUACCAUGACCUGAAGUACAUUCUCGAUCGGUACUGGUCGCGCCUGGUGACACACGGCCCGCUUGGAGAGUAUGGUCACCCGCAACACUCUGAGCUGCUUUUUGCCUUGCGUGCACGCGGGACGGGCCCGGUCCCUCUGUGGGUUUUCCAGCCACGGAUCAUGGACUCCGAGCCACCUGGGCCGCGCAGUGCAGCGCUUGCCGCAUAUGUGUCGCAGAGUGAGGUGCUGACGCUCUUCCGUCGGUGGUCUGCUGAUGCAGUUCCGCUACGUCAGUUCAACUUCACGCUGGCGAAGGAAGUUUGCAUGGCUGGGACGAUGGGAAGUCGAAUUUACCAGAAGACUUGCUUAGCGCAACCCGACCGAGGAGAUGACCAGCUACUCGGCUUGGAAUCGCUGGCGACGGUCACAGUGGGCCUGUCUUCGGAGGUUGUAGGUGCGCCGCACGCUGCUCUGCUUGAGGCACCUCUGCUGCGUCGGCGGCUGCUGCGGGAGGCAACACGAAUCAGCCCCCUGGGUUUUGCGUGCACUUUUGGUGGCCCGGUCACCGUUUCGUGGCUCGGGCUUUCCUCCGAGAACUCUGCCAGGAUGCUUCCCAUCGGGCCUUUGCACGGCCGGCUGUGGGACGAUGGAAUCCGACCUAUUCUUUCGACGAUGACCUGGCUAGCAAGGCGCCUGCAGCCGUUUGCUCAGGGAACGCCAGCGCAGGUGUCAUCGUCCUCCAUUCGAGACUGCCCUCUCUUGAUUGGUCCUUUGGCCGUCCUCCUCGCGUUUCUGAGCAGUGCUGCGGCGAAGGCCAAAGCAUCGUGGAGCCUCUGCGCCCACGUGCUCCGUGAUGAUCUUCCAGGUUUGGCUGCCGAGUCGCCGGAGGUCGGGGACGAGGCAGAGGUGGCUGCAGCCCUGUCUGAAGCGAUCCGGAGUUCCGCGACUUUCGCCCCGGCCGGAGGUUCCAUUCCUCCUCGGAGGUGUGUGUCGCAGGACGGGUUGCGCAGAGCCUGGGCGUGGUCUGACCGACAUGCGGCUAAGGUCCUCCGGCGAGAGGUGGGUCCGACCGAGCAGAUCGGUUGCUGUUUCACUGUCGAGCGGCUGCCAAAACGGGUGGUGGAGUGGAUCUAA